ACCCACCGCUACCACAAUCACUGUCACAGCAACUCUCUCUUGUUUUUUUGUUUUUUUUUGCUUCCGGGGGUGGAUAGACUUCGUUUUUCAGUGGUCUUUCAACUUGCGCCCUCGAAUUUCACAUUACGGUAUUAUUCUUUUGCCCUUUUUUUUCCGGUUCCAACCUUUAGCCCCCUCCUUCCAACCCAUUAUUCUUCACCACCCUCCCCCAGUAAAUUGUAUAUCGUUCAUCGCCCUUGCUGUCCUCUCGAAACAAUGUCUUCCUGAAGGUCAGCCCUAUCGAUUGGUCUUUCGAUUUCGUCCAGGACCGCGUUUCGUGUCCUCUUAACCGGAUACCUUGCAUGAAAGGAUCAAUUGGACGUGGCUGCUUGCUUUUUAGUAGUCUAUUUUUAUCCCUUCGUUUGCAUCCAUUGGGUGAUCGAUUGGAGGAAAAGGGUAACGAUUUCACCCGUUCGUUCGUUUGUUGGUUGACGGAUUGAACUGAUUGAACAUUCAAUUCAGUUGAAGCAACCAGCCAGAGGAGAGGAGCCACGAGCAAGUAACCUACUGGCACCCGAGGACGGAACGGAGAAAAGAAAGGAAAGGAAAAGAAAAGGGGCGAAAAACUGGGGACGGAACAUUAAGUCAAGUGAACGAACAGUUGGACGAACGAGCAGGCGGAGAAGCAAGGACUGAUCCAUCUGGAAGAGGAUAGAAGGAACGCCUUUUUUCCCCUGAUCUCCACCCUAUCACACCGAACGGUUACGGACUGGUCCGCAGGCUUUGAUCCGAGGCUGCCUCGGAGAACACGAGUACAGAACGGAAAGACCCCUUCCCCUCCUACCCUCCUACCUUCUUCAUCACCACCCCCCCUUUUUUCCCCUGCGGACUAGUUAGGCAGGGACUGUAUCCGCUCAGGCAGCUCUUGCCAUCGCCCGCCCAUCGCCGCCUCGCCACGCGACAGAACCCUAUCCCCCACGGUGAGCAAGAACAGGGAAAAAGCUUAGCUCCUCAGGAAGGCAACAACAGCAACUCCCGCAUCCCACAUCCACAACCCGCAACCAAGCACCAUUCCAAGCAGCACGCACUUCUCAGGCAGAAGCAGGUCAAGGCAAAAGAAAAAAAGACACCCCCGCCGAUCAUUCCAGGCCGAGCCAACACCAUUUGCAGCCUCCCGACCUUGCAGCAUCCUGUGUAUGCUACCGGACGCGCCUACAAACCAACCAUCGCCCCUACUGGACGCUAUGAACUUCAUCGUAUGUGCAUCAUUCCCUUUUCUACUCUGUGCGCGCUACUACCAGUUCACCGCCCUGCAUGAUUACUUCAUCCAGUGGUUAUUAACAAAUUGUCUUGCGAUAGGUCUCCCUUGCCCACUUCUGUGAGAUCCAUGGCCCCACUUCCAUCUUAUGCACCCAGGCCAUACCCCCCUCAUGCGUUACCUGCUUUCCUCCUUCUAUCGCUACGCCUUCUCCAAAUGCCCCACAUCAGUCGUUUGUACCUGGGGCUCAGCCGACGAGUAGUAAUUCGCAGCUGUUGAAUCCACACGUCAGGCCUGGUGGCUCACCAAACGCCGGCCUCCGGCCGAGCACUUCUCACCACGCUGGAAGUGCCAACUCAUCCUCGGCAUCUUCAUCUAAUCUGUCCUCGCCGAUGGAGACGCCGCCACCAUCGCCCAGAAGUCCCGUGCUCACAAGUUCUUCUCUACCUGCAACUGCAGCUGGGAUUGGAAUUGGGCCCGGAUAUCUGGGUGGGCCAGUAAACCCGGGAUCGACGACCCCACCAACUUCAUCGGCGAUGGCUGACACUUGCCGAAGCUGUAGUAUGACACUCCCGAGUCGGCUCAAUGAAAAGUUAUCAGCCCCAAGCUUGGCUUCUUCACCCUCAGGUGGAGCCAAAUAUCCUACUGCUACCAAGAGUAGCAAUCCGGUUUUGCGGACGAAGGAGGUCAUUGCCUCUUCCGCACCGUUGCUUUCCAGCGAGGACGAGGAUGAAACCACUGAAGGGCAAUUGCCGUCCUACAUUCGAAGGCGGAGGGCUACCAUUGAUCCAGAACAUCUACCAAGUUUGCCAAAUGCACGAUCGUAUUUCAAUUCCACCCCAGCCUCUGAUGACGAGGCGGCUGGUGGGAAAUCCUCGGUGGGCUCCUCUACGCAUGCCCACCACAUCACUUACCUUUCGACGAGGGCUCCUUCCGUACCCUCCCGCUACUCCACCCUCCGACAGUCAUGCGUUCGGACUUUGUCCUGUGAAUUGAUACCUGCUCAGACUGGACCCAUAAUGUUUGGUGAUCCACUGGCGGGUUAUACGAUCGCUUAUGUAUUUAGACUUGCAGAUCCUAAAGCUCGGGGUGAAAGACGGUCAUACGCAUUGGUCUGUAUCUGUCCCGACCAGAAGAUUGUGGUAAAAUCGUGGAAAUAUGUUGUCGCAGCCUUUGAAGCGUUAGUGCACCGCAUAAAACUGCUGGCAGCGAAAAAGGCCGCAGAGGAUGCACAAGUCUCACCGGGUCUAAGCAACUCAAUCUCGUCCAUCACCUCUCGGGGGCCAGAUGGGUUUCUGCGGAGACGAGCUCCCGGAGAAGGUGGUGGACAGAAGGGGUUAGCAGAGUUGGCUGGACGGGAGGAGCUAUUUGUUGAGGUCCACAUGUGCUUUGUCAAGUUGCUUGGGGGAUUGGUGCGGCGAUAUGGAUGCUGGGCUGGGAGCGAGUUGGGUCUAAGUAUCGGCACCGGCGGUAACUUUGUGACUCCCGUUAUGGGCAGAAGUAGGGCGGGGAGCGUCAGCAGUUCAGUUGGCGACGAGAAACCCGAGAAGAAAGCUGUCACCAACCAGACAGUUAUUGAAGGUAUCGAAAUGACUGGGAGCGAGCGAGCGGCCAGUGGAGCCAAAGGAACAUUUCCGUCUACAACUGCAGGACUCAGUGUCCACGACACUGUCACGUCACGAGCUGCUCCUUCGGCACCGCGAGUGCCUACCGCAAAACGAGAAGAAUCAACUCAUCAGAGAAGUCGAAGCGCGAUUUUGAUUCAUUAAGUCGGUAUCAAAAUCCCCGGUCAUGUGGUCCGCCAGGUGCAUUUGGCGGGUAAUGGGAAAAGGGCUGGAACCAUACUGAACCCGGACCUUGCAUUAACGAAUUUCGUUAUUACGUUUUCUGCGGUGGUUUUAAUUAUUAUUAUUAUUUUCUCAUUCUCGCUGGCUUGUUUUCCAUCCUUUCCUACAACGAGCGCUCUUGUUUACAUAUGUACUUCUAUUAGCAUUUUUUUUUCUUUUUCCAUUACGUUCUUCCUCGAGCUUUGCAAGCCGACUGCUUGAUUUUUUUUUUCCUUUUCUUUGGAGCAGGCAUUGUCUCAAGGCAUUACUACAUUUUCGAAACUACAUUUCUCUCACAUUUCUUUUACUCAUUUUCAUAGAAGGGCAAAACUGGGGCGCUUUUUUUUUUUCUCCCCUUAUCUUUCAUUUUUAGUAUUCAUCAAAAUCUUUGGAAUAGCGGUA
Messenger RNA from Tuber aestivum (summer truffle), 3465 nucleotides. NCBI's taxonomy places the organism in Eukaryota, Fungi, Ascomycota, Pezizomycetes, Pezizales, Tuberaceae. The record is from the annotation of a GenBank genome assembly.